UCUCCAGCUGCCAGCAUGAUGAAGGACUGCCUGCAGUUCCUUAUCGAGCCGGCCAAAAAGCUCAAGAUCCGACUCAAGGAGUCUCGUAAGCGAGUGAAGCUCGAAAAGAAGGAGUCGCUGGUGGAAAGUCAAUUAUUUAUUAUGGAAUUGGCUCGAGAACUCAACAAAAUUUGCCAGAGGUCAAGCAUCCUCGGCCAUAUCUGGACCAGCGAGGACAUCUGGCCGGCCAGCGUGUGUCGCGACUUUAUCGUGGAGUGGGCCGCCAUACUGGAGACGAAAGUGCAACCGAAAAUCACGUCUGACUACCAGUGUGAGAAGCGGGAGAAGAAGGACUGGAAGGGUCAUCUCCUCUGCAUCCUGGAGGCAGGGGGGGAGGGCGACAUGGGGCCCCACAAAAGGGUCAUCUUGGACUGGACGCGGAAGAUUAAAAGCGGGCUUCAGCCCACCGUCUGGCCCGGCGAGCCCGUGCUCAUGAUGCUCGACGACCUGGAGUUCCAGUGGAAGAGGGGCCGUCUGCCCAACCUGCUCCCAGCCGUGGAGCUCGUCAUACUGGUCGUGCUGAACGCCGACAACCCCAUCAAGGAGGACGUGACUAAGCAGUGGCUGGUGAGAAAGCAGAAGAGCCAGAGUAUUGACGCUGUCCGAUACAUCCCCCACAGUGUGUGGAAUUGGAUUUGUGAAGCAGCAGAGGACGUCACCCUGGACUCCACCUCAGCCAACCCAGACCUGCUCAUCUCCAAUGAUGAAAAGCGCAUGCGGUGCGGCCUGGAGCGUCACAGUGUCCCCCAGUGCCAACAGCGUUUUGACGGAUGGUGGUGCGCAGUGGGCAAGGAGGGCUACGUCUCCGGGCGCCACUACUGGGAGGUGGAGGUGGGCGAGCGGGAUUGGCGGCUGGGUUUGGCCAAGUCGUCUGCUGUGAGGAAAGGCUUCCGCUCACUCAACACGGAUACAGGCUACCUGACCCUCCGUCUGGAGAGGGGCACGGAUCUGAAGGCUCUGACAGUACCCGCCACCCAGCUGCCAAGCUGCUUGGUGCCCAGGAAAGUUGGGGUGUACCUGGACUACGAGCAGGGCCAGCUGUCCUUUUACGACGUGGAGAAGCGUUCCCACCUAUACACCUACAACGAGAACUUCACAGAGGAACUGUACCCCAUGUUCGGGACUGUGGAGGUGGUCAAAGAUCUGAUGAUCAGGCCCCCAGAUGUCAGACAGCCGUGCCUCUGCCCCGGGCCCUGCCUCUGGAACUAAACUGCUUAACACACGUCACUCUACAGUGCAGUCGUGAUCCUCAGCAACCCACUGAGUCUGUGCUUUUAUUCUGGUCCUGUAAUAUUUGAAUUGUUGGUUCUGGGCUAGAAGUCUGACUCAGCCUGCGGGUGGCCUUGUGAGAUCAGGAACAAG
Molecule: messenger RNA, 1401 nt
Organism: Scomber scombrus (Atlantic mackerel)
Lineage: Eukaryota; Metazoa; Chordata; Actinopteri; Scombriformes; Scombridae
Exons: 9
Coding region: 16-1248 (410 amino acids)
Molecular function (GO): protein binding
Source: RefSeq, a predicted model, not a curated record